GCGAGCUGGUCUACGAGCUCUCAGACAGUGAUCAGUUGGCGGUCCAGGAGUACACCUUGAAGUACAUCUUCGUGCUUGGGGACCUCCUCCCGCUCGUGCUCAUGCAGCCCGAGGAGAUUGCAGACGUCUUCGCACAGGAAAGGGGCCAUCCCCUGCUGCGGCGCCGGCGGAUCCUUUCUACGUUGCGGGUUUCCUGGUGGAAUAUGCUGGUGAAU
Molecule: messenger RNA, 215 nt
Organism: Symbiodinium sp. CCMP2456
Lineage: Eukaryota; Dinophyceae; Suessiales; Symbiodiniaceae
Source: the annotation of a GenBank genome assembly